AUGACAGAUGGCAGGAGCCACCCCCAGCCUGGGGAUCUAAUCGAGAUCGACCGGCGUGCUUACCAGCACUGGGCCCUCUACAUGGGCGAUGGAUAUGUCAUCAACGUGACACCUGUAGAUGAAGGAGCCCCUUCCCUUUUGGUGAGCACCACAUCAGUAUUCACCAGAAAGGCCAAGGUGAAGAAGCAGCUCCUGAAAGAGGUGGUGGGAGAUCAUAAAUGGCGUGUCAACAACAAGUAUGACUGCUCCCGCAUUCCUCGCCCAGUGGAGGAGAUCAUCCGGAGAGCUGAGCAGUGGAUUGACAAGGAGGUGGAUUAUGAUGUGCUUGGCAGCAACUGUGAGCACUUUGUGACAGAGCUUCGCUAUGGAGAGGCAGUCUCUGAGCAGGUGAGAAAUGUAGUUAUCGGGACUGUGGCAGCUGUAGGAGGUGUCCUUCUUGCUGGUCUUGCUGCUGCUGUUGUGAAGAGCUUCUCUUCUAAAUCGAGUAAAGAGAGGAACUGCUAG
Molecule: messenger RNA, 504 nt
Organism: Oenanthe melanoleuca
Lineage: Eukaryota; Metazoa; Chordata; Aves; Passeriformes; Muscicapidae
Product: phospholipase A and acyltransferase 1-like
Exons: 3
Coding region: 1-504 (167 amino acids)
Biological process (GO): N-acylphosphatidylethanolamine metabolic process
Cellular component (GO): cytoplasm
Molecular function (GO): A2-type glycerophospholipase activity; glycerophospholipid phospholipase A1 activity
Source: RefSeq, a predicted model, not a curated record